This is a messenger RNA of Ochlerotatus camptorhynchus, 1764 nucleotides long. Its product is annotated as sodium channel protein Nach-like. The record is from RefSeq and is a predicted model, not a curated record. Bases 1 to 1764 code for a protein of 587 amino acids. Gene Ontology annotation, cellular component: plasma membrane. NCBI's taxonomy places the organism in Eukaryota, Metazoa, Arthropoda, Insecta, Diptera, Culicidae. Gene Ontology annotation, biological process: sodium ion transmembrane transport. Gene Ontology annotation, molecular function: ligand-gated sodium channel activity. The transcript has 3 exons.
AUGCCAUCACUCACCUUCCUUGGACUGCUCCGGGCGAGCCUUCUGGUCCAGCUGCGAGAAUCCUUCGCUCAAUCCACCCUCCACGGGGUACGCUACAUCGCCGAACGGGGUCAACCGUUCUGGGAGAAAUUCUGCUGGUUCUGUAUGGUUUCCACCGGUACCGUCACCACGUUGGUCAUCAUUUUCAAUCUGUGGCAGCGGUUUCUGACCAAUCCGACCAUCACCGGACCCGAUACCGGAUUGCGCCAAAACUGGACCAUCUUUCCAACGGUGGCACUGUGCCCGAUGGAUCCGCUGAAUCGUGGCAACGCCGAACGGUGGUUGCAAUCGAUUGAACCCGCGGAAAAUUUCACCGAAGUGGAACCGUUCCUGCGUUUGAUGGCGAAAAUUUCCUAUGCUCAGUUCGAUGCGAUUGUAUCGUCGAUGAAGGAAGAUGUUCCCCAAACGUGGUCCAGGAUGGUGGUGGGGAAGAGCUUUCGGGACUUUGUAUUCCAAGUGGCGGUCGGUUGCGACGAUCUGUUGGCAGGAUGUUGGUUCCGAGGUGAACCACUGGAAUGUUGCAGCCAAUUUUUACCGGUUUUCUCCGAGCAUGGGUUCUGCUAUGCGUUCAAUUCCAAGUUUAUCGAUGCACCGGAACGAUGGGAACGCAGCACCGAAGUCAACUACCUGUACGAAACGGAUAAAAAGUGGGGCCUCACGUUUGCGCCGCUCCAACCGUCGCACAUCUUCGUCCACUCGUACAACGAAAUAUCCGGCUGGGACUUUCGGCCGCAGGUCAAGUGGGACGUCAACUUUGCCAUAGACUUUCUCAUCUCGAUGAAGGAGACCUACACCACCGAGGACGCCCGGCAGCUGUCCACGGGGCAGCGCAAGUGCAUCUUCCCGGACGAGGUCGAACUGAAGUACUACCGGGACGAUUACACCUUUUCCGGCUGCAUGAAGGAGUGCCGCAUGCAAAAGUGCCUCAAGUACUGCAAAUGUAUUCCACCGUUUUAUGCUCCGCCGGUUUCGCUGCCAUUCUGCACGGUCAAGCAGCUGGCGUGUUUGGCCAAGUACACGGCGAACAUCACCAGCAUCAGUGGGUGUCAAAAUUGCGAGCUGGGCUGCCACAAUACGGUCUACGACAUCGAAAAGUACUCCAAAAUCAUGAGCACGGACGAAAGCAAGGAACCGGUCGUCACCAUCGAGUACCUCACGUGGCCCAUCAUUCGCUAUAAGCGAGAAGUCCUGUUCGGUUGGGUCGAUCUGCUGGUAUCGUUCGGAGGCAUAGCGGGCUUAUUUCUGGGCUUCAGCCUUCUGUCAGGAGUGGAGAUCAUCUACUUCUUCACGAUGCGGGCAUGCUGUAUGCUGUACAAGAAUCGAGACGAGUUGAUUGCCAUUGAGCAGGAGAAGCUGAAACGUCCCCAGCACCGGUAUGACCUGAGUCUCAGGCCAGACUUUGGAAAUCGAGUGCAUCCGAGUGGCACGACAGCGCCUUCGGAGCCACAACCGGACGGAUUGGUCAAAAGGCUUAACAAAAAUAUCAUUACGGUUGGUUUGAUCGAACAGGAAUUUCUGACCGUUAAGGUCCCCAGUGGCAAGGGAUUGGUGCUGGGUGGGGCUAGUAAUCGCUAUAUUGGCCGGUAUGAACGGAUGAAGACCAUCGCCAAACCGGACAUAUUUCGGCCGAUUCUGGUGGCACCGUACAGCGAGAAGAUUAAACCACUCGACAGAAAUGUGAUUGGGAACAAGGAUGGGCUGUUCUACAAUGGUUAUUUGCCGUGA